Messenger RNA from Rhodamnia argentea, 1263 nucleotides. Its product is annotated as nudix hydrolase 16, mitochondrial. Lineage: Eukaryota; Viridiplantae; Streptophyta; Magnoliopsida; Myrtales; Myrtaceae. Bases 392 to 1021 code for a protein of 209 amino acids. Gene Ontology annotation, cellular component: cytoplasm; nucleus. The record is from RefSeq and is a predicted model, not a curated record. The transcript has 5 exons. Gene Ontology annotation, molecular function: pyrophosphatase activity.
UAAAGUGGGGCCCACGUGCUGGGUGGGGCCCCUCCUUCCCGACGUGGCUUUGACCGUGUCCCCUCACCGUCUGAUCAAGCUCAAGGCGCGCUCUCCUCCUCCUCUCUCUCUCGACCAUCCCCCCCCCCCUCCUCUCUCUCUCUCUCUCGCUUUCUCGCUUUCUCUCUCAUUUUGUAAAACAACGAACCCAAACCCUAAGGAUCGACAACUCGAAGCUUCUGGAUAAUGUCGUCCCGCAUUGAGCGAAACCGUCGAGAUAGACGCAGGGAUCACAUGCUUUCCACUCGUCGCGAGCAUGAGGACGAUUAGAUAGGGGAACUGGGAUCGUUGCUGAAUUCCGUCGAUUCGAUACGACGUUAUUCGUUCUUCCUUAGUUCGUUCGAUCCUUAGCAUGUGCGAUUUGGUGGCGCGGACGGGUCGGCAUCAACAACGGUACGAGGCCGGUUGUCGCCUUGUCGCCGGAGGUCCAAUGAAACAUAUGUUUCCCAAUAUCAUACCUUCUUCGGUAUCAGUGUGUAAAAGUCCACCACCAUGGGUUGAUCCAGUUGAGGUCGACACUCUUAGGUGUAUUCCUUAUAGGUAUAGACAAUCUAUAGAAUGUACCAGUGACUCCGAUGAAAAGAUUGUUGAGGUGCUCAUGAUCAAUUCAACUAGUGGACCAGGUCUUUUGUUUCCAAAGGGAGGCUGGGAGAACGAUGAAACUGUUGAAGCAGCUGCUGUGAGGGAAGCAAUUGAAGAAGCUGGUGUGAAAGGAGAGUUGAAGGAUCUUUUAGGGCAUUAUGACUUCAAGAGUAAAACUCACCAAGAUGAGUUUUGUCCUGAAGGUUUAUGCAAGGCAGCAAUGUUUGCAUUGUUUGUGAGGGAGGAGCUUGAAUCAUGGCCAGAGCAGAGUAUCCGGCAGAGGAGCUGGCUGACUAUUCCUGAAGCUGUCGAGAGUUGCCGGCAUCCGUGGAUGAGAGAUGCACUUGUGCAUGGCUUCCUGAACUGGCAUGCUGAGAAAAGCGAGGAAGCUUUUGAUUGAAUCUUUGAUUUCAUAAUUUACAAAAGUAGAGGCGCAUAAAAGUCAGCUUCUAAUCCGGUGAAUCUGUUUGAAUUCCUUGGGCAAAUCUUUUGUUGUUGCCUGCGGCUGCUGCUUUAGAAGGUCUCUUUGUUAGGUCUAAUCCAUCUCAUAGGUCUCUUCAUGCUGAUCUCUGAUAUCAUAUUGAUCAGCUUGCCCAAUCCAUUUAGAUGUUCAUUGCAGCAGUUUACCGUUUGGCCACCCAA